Messenger RNA from Fonsecaea erecta, 1533 nucleotides. RefSeq lists its product as hypothetical. NCBI's taxonomy places the organism in Eukaryota, Fungi, Ascomycota, Eurotiomycetes, Chaetothyriales, Herpotrichiellaceae. Bases 1 to 1533 code for a protein of 510 amino acids. Gene Ontology annotation, molecular function: hydrolase activity, hydrolyzing O-glycosyl compounds. The record is from RefSeq and is a predicted model, not a curated record. The transcript has 2 exons. Gene Ontology annotation, biological process: carbohydrate metabolic process.
AUGAAUCCCAUCAUCCCAGGCUUCGCGCCUGACCCUUCCAUUGUCCUCGUCGACGACACAUACUACGUGGUGAAUUCCAGCUUCCACAUCUUCCCCGGUCUGCCGAUAUAUGCAUCCAAAGACCUGGUCUCAUGGCGACACAUAACCAACGCAUUCAAUCGCCGCGAACAGUUGAGCCUCAAGGCCUCCGACACCACGCACAGCCCUCCGGGGGAAUGGGGAGAGGUCAUGUCUGCCACAGGCGGUCUAUACGCGCCGACCAUCCGCUAUCGCGACGGGACAUUCUAUGUCAUCUGCACCAAUGUGAUCCGUGCAGAGGGCGAGGAGAAAGACGGUCAAAGGAUGCAGAACUUCAUCAUCACCACCACUGACAUCCACUCUCACCGAUGGAGUGAUCCUAUCUUCUUCGACUUUGACGGAAUCGACACCAGUCUUGUCUGGGAUGAGCGAGGAAAGGCAUAUCUGCACGGUUCUGCCGCCCCUGGUCCGAUGACAACGAUCAAGAUGUUCGAAAUCGAUGUUAAGACCGGGGCCAAACUCAGCGGCGAGCGGUUGCUCUGGACCGGCACCGGAGGCAUCUGGCCAGAAGGGCCACACAUCUAUCGCAAAGACGGGUGGUGGUACUUGGUUAUUUCCGAAGGCGGCACCUUUGAGGAUCAUAUGAUCACCGUCGCCCGGAGCAAAGAGCUCUUCGGCCCAUACGAACCAAACCCCAAAAAUCCCAUCCUCACCGCAUGUGGGACCGGGGAGUACAUCCAGCACACCGGGCACUGUGACGUCUUUUGCGACAAGCAAGGCCAGUGGUGGUGCGUCUGUCUUGGAGUACGACAAGAUCCAAAAAAGAGAUAUGUCAUGGGGCGUGAAACGUUCAUCACCCCAGGAUCAUGGCCCGAGGGUGACUGGCCAACCUUGCAACCUGUCAAGAUGGAUCCGGCGGCCGCAUACGGACGGCAGGUGGGCAAGCCCAGUGCUCUGAGUUCAGAGCCCCUGGUGGACCUCUGCUACAUCCGCGACGUGGAUCUCAGCAAGCACAAGAUUUCAGACGACGGCAAGACCAUCGAGCUGAUAUCCAGCACGGCUGACCUCUCGAACGCGCGAGACCCAGUCUCGUUUAUUGGGAAACGACAGAGGGUGCUUGAUGGUCGAUCUUCGGUGGUCCUCCUGACGCCGCCUCACGGAGUGUCUGGCAAAGCGGGCCUCGCUGUAUACAAAGACGAGUUCCGCUACGCCCGGAUCUACACCGACAUGAAGACCGGCGAAGUGGUCCUUGAAGUCGUCAACAAGCCCAAGGGGAUCAAUCGUCUGACGCGAAAGGCGUGUCCGGCCGCAGGCAAAGAUAUCGAGCUGCAGCUGGCGUACACGGAGGACUCGUACACGUUCUCGUUCAGCACGGCGGGCGAGAAUGUCAAGUUCGACUCCUUUGACACGCUGGACUUGGUGGGCCCAGAUUUCACGGGCCCAGUCGUUGGAGUCUUCUUCACAUCGUCCCAGGAUGGUUCGAGCGUCACCUUUCGUAACCUAAGAGUAGACUGA